Molecule: messenger RNA, 1884 nt
Organism: Closterium sp. NIES-65
Lineage: Eukaryota; Viridiplantae; Streptophyta; Zygnematophyceae; Desmidiales; Closteriaceae
Source: the annotation of a GenBank genome assembly
AUGGCGCCUCAACAUCACAACUACCGUGACAGACGUUACGCGGACGCUCGAAUGGGAUCGCACUUUCCCCGCCUUCUCCUCCUCCCCCUCAUCCUCACCUCCCUUCUCCUCCCAGUCGCCUUCCUUACCGCCCCAGCAGCAGCGCAAUCCACGCCGUAUUCCACGCUGGGCGUCCCCGUCGGGAUUAUCGCCGGCGGGGUGCACAACACCCUGACGGGCGACAUCAAGAACGUCGCAUGGCAGGUGAACCUUCGCACGCGACGCGAGAUCGGAACGGUCGGUGCGGCGGAUAGCGACCCGGACGCGUGGCGAGUGGACUGUAGCGUCGCCACGGACGGCACUGCUUAUGUCACUUCCACCACCUCGCGUCUCAACGUUGUGCGCUACACGACAGACGGGGCAGUAUCGCAGCCGCCCGUGAAUCUUCCCGCCGGAUUCACGAGCACGACAACGGUGCUCGGAGGACCUUCCGAGAACCUUCUCGUGGUGGCAGAUGGGGGGGAGUCGGCAGGAGGGGCUGUCUCGGUGGAUAGGACUCAGAAGACGGUUACGAAACUGGUGGGAUCGGGUUACCAGUGCACGUCGGCGACAUUCUGCUAUUCGCCAGCGGCUUUGCCGAUCGAUUUCCUCGUCCUGACUUGCCACGUCACCGCGGAUGAUUCUGACGUGGUUGUUACCGUUCCCAUCGACCCUGCCACGGGUGCAUUCCAAACCGACGCCUCGUCGAUUAAAUACGUCUCAUCUUCAUUUGCGAUUCGGCAAGCGGCGUGUUCUCCGGGAGGCGGCUUCAUAGCCCUUCUCAGAUUCGAUUCAAAUAUUCUCUACACCUACGCGCUUCCGUUGGCUGGAACCGCUCUUUCCGCGUCGCCGCUCUCCUCGACCACUCUUACCGCGGGCACCUCCUCGACGUUAGUGAUCGACUCCACUUAUAAGAACGUCCUCGUUACAAGCACGUCUUCGUACAAGACGGGCGGCAACGGGCAGAGCUACCUCGGCACGCUUGACACCGUGCCUUAUACCGAAACCGGCGGGUGCGCUACUACCGCGUCUGCCGGCGCGUUUCAAUUCUUAACCGCCGGAACCUACGCGCGCUUGGCGCUAUACCCCGGAAGCUCUUUAGAUGCUCCUGUCGCACUAAUGGCUAUUUGGGAGGGAGUUUAUUCCUUGAAGCUUGCAGCAGACGGUGCGGUUCAGACCGAUACAGCUGGGUUUAUCAAUCUCGGUACCGCCGAGUCGGGUAAUGAUUUCUUCGCUACAGCCGUAUGCGUGCAGAAGUUUGUAGCGUCCCCCUCCCCUCCGCCGCCUCCGCCGCCCUCGCCGCCUUCCCCUCCGCCCAGUCCCCCGCCGCCGCCGUCUCCGCCUAAGCCACCUUCCCCGCCCAAGCCGCCCUCACCCCCGAGGCCUCCCCCAAGUCCCCCAAAGCCGCCGUCGCCUCCGCCGCCGUCUCCCCCUUCCCCGCCACCAUCCCCGCCACGUCCGCCUUCUCCGCCCCCUAGUCCCCCGCCCCCACCGAGUCCACCUCCUAGCCCUCCGCCAAGACCACCCCCUCGCCCUCCCCCAAACCCGCCCCCGUCACCGCCCCCGCGCCCUCCCCCUAGACCUCCCCCACGCCCGCCCCCAUCCCCUCCCCCAAGCCCUCCCCCCAAACCUCCCCCACGCCCGCCCAAAAGCCCCCCGCCUUCCCCACCUCCGCGCCCGCCCCCCAAGCCGCCCAAGCCGCCCAAGAAGAAGACAAGAAGGACCCUGGAAGUGGGCGGGUGGGAGGGAGCACGGGGAGUGGAGUUGAGCAACAGGCGGAAGCCGCCUCCGCUCCCCGUAGUAAUGACGGAGAGGGAUAAUGGAAACGCUCUUCUGCUUCCGUUACAGUUGCCUGAAAACCCAUGA